This is a messenger RNA of Macadamia integrifolia, 6237 nucleotides long. RefSeq lists its product as uncharacterized. The transcript has 11 exons. The coding region runs from base 726 to 5897 and encodes 1723 amino acids. Gene Ontology annotation, molecular function: nucleic acid binding; zinc ion binding. Lineage: Eukaryota; Viridiplantae; Streptophyta; Magnoliopsida; Proteales; Proteaceae. The record is from RefSeq and is a predicted model, not a curated record.
UAAUUGACAUUUCCUCAAUUAGAUCGUUUCGCUGUAGAGGGAGAAAUUUUAGAGAGAGAAAUAGAGAUUUUACAGAGAGAGCAUAGCCAUAGCAGAGAAAGAGUGAGUGAGAGAGAGAGAGAGAGAGAAGACCCGUUGUUGUGACUUAUGUGUGUGCGUUAGUAACGCUAUAUUGGCUAUGGAUUCUUUGGACCCUCUAGAGAUUGCCUAUCAGAUCCGUUACAAUUCCUUUGAGGGUCUCUUGUGAAUAUUUUGUUGGCGCAGUUUUAACCCAUACGCUCUACCAAUUUACAAUAGCAUUUCGGUUCUGUAUAUCAUCUUCUGAUUCUCCUUCUUGCCCUAUUAUAGAUAUUUUUUUCUUUUGGGUUCUCGCAUGGUUCGAAUUCCUUUGACGAUACAGAUAUCAGAAGUUGUUGGUGACGAUGGUGGAGCUUCGAUUCUGGUAAUUGAAUCUGAUUGAUUGGUUUGGUUUGAUAAUCUGGUCAAUUUUGGCAAUGAUGAGACGCAGGGAACGGACCCUGAGAGAGCUUUACGGUGUCACUGAUUUGCUUACGCAACCGGAGGCAUAUCACGCCAGUCCUAAAAGGGAGUUGCCGCAUACAAGGACCUGUGGAUGAAGCGGACCUUGACAUUCAGACGAAUACGGUGAGACAUCAUUGACUAACGUGGUAUCAUAUCAAACUGAGAAAAGAUUUGGUAGGCAUUUUCUGAGUGAGAACAUACGAAUGAAGGUUGAAUCUGGGACAUGUAAUGUGUGCUCAGCGCCCUGCUCAUCAUGUAUGCAUUUUAACCGAGCUGUCUCCUUCAUGGCAUCAAAAACUGAGGAUGAGUUUUCAGAUGAAACAUGUCGAGGAAAGGCAGCUAGUCGUUGUUCUUUUAAUGAUGCCGGUAUUCUACCUUCUUUUAAGAGCAGAUCAUGCAAUGACCAGCAACCUACAGCCAGUGAAACUAGUAACUUGCUCUCUGCCAGUUCAAGUCAUGAUUCAUUUUCUGAAAAUGCUGAAAGUAAAAUGGCUUUGAGAACAUUUGAUGCAUCUGAAGAUUUUGAGAUGCUUCCAAAAUACCCGUCAGAUGGAAUGAAUGGUCAAGAUCAGCCUAUUUCCAAAACUGUUUCUGGUCAGAGAACUAUAAUUUCAGCUGACAGUCAUACUGCAUCUAAUUUAGAUCAGGGAACUUUCUCAAAUCAGUAUCAGGAGCACAAAGGUUUCGACUGCAAUGGCGAUAAUGUUUCAUGUGUUAGUGGAGCUAAUGAUGCAGAUGUGCCAAAUGGUCAUCACAUUGUGGACAUGGACAGAAAGAAUGUAUCAUGUAGUUCAGCUUCAGUUUGUAGCUUUCAUCCGGGAGGUGGAGAAAAGAAGGUUGAUGUUCACACUGCAGGUGGUCUCAAUGAUUUUCCUAGUGAAAUGGAAGAGAGCCACAGUAACUCUAGGAGACCAGGUAUACUCUUCAAAGAAUUACAAAAGAACAGUCCUGUCAUUGCAGCUACUCUGGUUUUUCCUAAUAAAACAGAUUCAUCAGAGUUUCCUUCCUCAAAAGAUGUCUGCGCUAGCAAUUGUUCACCAAAACUACAGACUCCAUAUUCUCCUUCUCAUGGUGGUAAGGCAGUCUUUUGUAAUGCAGAUACCAAGGAUCUAGAAGAUAACUCCUGUUCACACCUCCGAGGAGAACCUUCUGAGUCUUUGACGGAACAUGCAGAGUCGUCAUUGGAUAGAGUGGUAAUGAGUGGUGAUAUUACUGGCCAGGAAACAACUGCAUUUAACUCUGCUGACGUUCAUUCGAAAUUGGAAAAGAGCAAACCUAGCCUUGUCAGAAGUGCUUCUUCAGCUUCAGUGAAGGUCCAUCCAUGCUUGGAAGCCGAGGGUGCUACUGAUUGUGGGGAUCCAGAAACUGAAGCUGUGAAAUGCUCAGAACAAAAUGGGCAAGAUGAGAAGUCCCGUGCCUCACAUCAGGUAGCUGAUACACAUGGCCCAUCAGCUCAGUCUCAGCCCCUUGAUGAGAGUGAUGGAUCUGAUAUUUUGGAGGAUGAUGUAAAAGUCUGUGAUAUCUGUGGGGAUGCAGGUCGUGAGGAAAUGCUUGCUUUUUGUAGUAGGUGCAGUGAUGGGGCGGAACACAUUUAUUGCAUGCGGAUGAGGCUGGAUAAAGUUCCAGAAGGUGAUUGGCUAUGUGAAGAAUGCAAGCUCAAAGAGGACGCUGAAAUAGCAGAACAGGAUAAGUUGGAAACAGCAUCUGGUACCUCAAAAUCGUCAUGCUUGAAUGGAAAAGAUCACUCUGGAGUUACAGGUGCAGUCACCUCUAAGCUUCUUCCAAAAUUAGAUGUCACUACAGGUGCAGUCAGUUCUAAGCUUCUUCCAAAAUUGGAUGUCAAAGAAGCAAAGUUGGAUGUCAAAGAAACAGAUGCUGAGGGAACCAAAAUUAGCUCAAGUCACCUUCUGCCUGCUAAGCGUCAAUCAGACAAUAAUGAAAUUGCUUCAGCUGCAAAAAGGCAGGCUCUUGAAAUAAGUGUUGGAUCACCAACAGCCUCCAGCCCUGGAAGAAAAUCUGUUCUGUCUCGAGAGAGUUCAUUCAAGAAUUUGGAUAAAGGAAAGAUUAAGCCAUCCCAGCUAAUCCCUUUGUCUGGUAACCAUACUGCUAAUAAUUCUCAGGAUACUGCGGACUCUCCUACAACAUCCAGUCAGAAAUCUUCAAGGAUCCAAUCAAGACUUCAGUUGCCUCAGGGAGCUCUGUUAAAGUCAAAAUCAUUCAGCACUUCAAGUGCAAAACCAAAAGUAAAGUUGAUGCAGGAUGAUGUCCCUCCAAAGCAAAAACUGGCCGAGGUUGCUGCAAAUGACUCAAAAAAGGAUGGAAUUGUCAAAACACUGAGCAAAUCUAUGUCCUUCAAGACUACUUUAACCGGCCGCUCAAAUGCAACUGAAGCAAAAGUCAAAAUGCUUCCUUCCAAUUUCAACCGAACCGAGGAUAUGAGAGGAAUUAAACAAGCAAAAGAACAUAAUUUGGUUGAAAGGAGGAGUUCAUUUAAGUUGGAUCGCCCUCUUGGCUGUUCACCAACUGCUCUUUCCAGUGUGCAUAAUGCAAAGGCUGAUAAAAAGACUCCAUCUCGUGCUGAAACUAUGCCAUCGCAUUCCUCUGCCAGCAACUACCGUGAUUCAAAGGCUGUUCAACCUGAUGGAAAGUUGAAUGCUUCCAUGAAAACAUUGAGUCUUCAUGGAAAUAGAGGAGCAGAGUCUCCACAUGCUUUGGCUGGAUCUAGUGAAGGCAAGAAGCAGACCUCAUCUUCAUCCAGUGUGCUUGGUGCUCCAUCUUUUAAUGGAAGGGGAACUUCUGUUGAACUAAAGCCAAGACAAGUUAUCCCCAAGGAAGAACCUUUGUCAUGUUCUACCUGGAAUGGUGAUAAAUCUGGCAGCAAACCUGAUGCAAUUAUGCAAGAUGGCUUGCAUCUAUCUCGGGAGUCUACAAACCAGGAAGUAAGAGCUAGGGAGCUUCCUGUCAGUCGCUCAAAGCCAGUUGGUGGUCAAAAAGUACGGUGUAACAAAUGUAAAGAAAUAGGCCACACAGCACAGUUUUGCCCCCUUGGCAGCCCUCGGGUUUCUGUUCUGGAAGCUUCUCCAAGAAGUUCAAGGGAGCUGAUGAGUAGAAGUAAUAAACUGAAAGAGGCUGUUGAAGCUGCUGUAUUGAAAAAACCUGGAUUAUACAAAAAGAACAAAUUGCAUGAUCAAUCUGAUGAGUUAUCCAUGUCAAGUGCUGACUUGAGCAGCAAAGCAGUUCCUAGAGACCAGUUAUCUACUUCAAGCUGCUUGAGGAAUUUGAACUCUGGAGAAGGUAAACAUGAUGGGCCAGAGAUUAUGGGGAGCCCUUCUGCUGACUCAAGUAAAACCACUAGCGCCAAUGAUGUGAAGCAGCAUUUAGUACCCCCAAAGGAGGAAUUACACAUUUCCAAAGCAGCAGCUCUGGAUGCUGCCACUACUUCGGUUGGGAAUAAAAUGAUGCCCUUCAUUAGAGAGUCACAUGGUCUAGCUUCUGCAGGGGUUGCUCCAUCACAGUUUUCAGCUAUUCCAGAGCACGAUUACAUAUGGCAUGGUGGUUUUGAGGUGCAGAGGAGUGGGAUGCUUUCGGAAAUCUGUGAUGGGAUUCAAGCACAUUUAUCAACUCGAGCAUCUCCCAAAGUUAUUGAGGUAGUGAACAAGUUUCCUUCUGAAGUCCAGAUGGAAGAGGUACCUCGUCUGAGUACAUGGCCAGUACAAUUUCAGGAACACCCUGCCACAGAGGAUAACAUUGCUCUUUACUUCUUUGCCAAAGAUCUUGAGAGCUAUGAGAGGAGCUACAAGAGCUUGCUGAAUAAUAUGAUUAAGAAUGAUCUAGCUCUCAAAGGAAACUUGGAUGGCAUUGAACUUCUGGUUUUCCCUUCAAGCCAGCUAGCAGAGAAAUCCCAACGUUGGAACAUGUUAUUUUUCUUAUGGGGUGUUUUUAAGGGAAAGAGGGUCAGUUGCCUGAAGCGCUUACCUGGCUGUGAAAAGAAGCUUUCUCAAGCCAGUUCAGAUGUCGUUCCUGUAGAUCAAGAUUCAUCAGAUCAUAUCAUGCCUAUAUCUCAGAUAAAUUGUUUGUCUGGUCAAAUGGAUGAGUUUUUAUCCUCACACAACCGAUCAUCUGGUGCACAAGAAGCCAAAUCCACUCUCUCUUUGGAAUUACCAUUUUCUGGAGUGGAUUUGAACUGUGAGGCGAAAGUAUGUUCUCCUGAGCAGGAGUCUUUAGUUUUGAAGAAAGAUUAUGAUGAGCACGACAGUGGUCUCAGCACCACUCCAAUGUCAAGGGUUCAAAGUGAAGUCCAAUUCACUGAAGUGAAAAGAAAUGGCUCGCUACUGGUAGAGCAAAUAGAUCUAGAAAGAAAACCAGAGGUAGAGGUUGAACCAGUACAAUUAAAUAGACAGAAUGGCUCCUUCAAAAAAUGUAAAAUGGUGCCUACAGGCCCUAACAAGUGGGAUAGUUCAAUUGAUGGACAAGAUACUCUCUCUCCAUCAAAGACGCUUCCCAUCAAUACACCUUUGGCUCAAGGUGUUGGUGCCAGGAACAUGGGCAAUGAGAAAAUCCAGGAUGGAAUAAAUAAUUGCAGUGGAGAUCAAGUGCGAGUUCAGAAUGAAGUGAAGUAUGUGGGAAUAGUGGACUUGGAAACUGCUUGCGAGGAAAAGACACUGAGGGACCCAGUGGAGAAGGAAGGCAAUAGUUGGGAGUCCAUUAACAGGAAACGGCCUUAUUCAGACUAUGCACAGAUGGUCUCACCAGCUUCUGGUGAAAUCUCAACUGCCAGAAAUCUAGCAAUUCCAUGGGAAAAAAAUACGGAUUGUAUAGUGGUUGGUGAAGACAGUGAUAAUAAGAAGAUGAAGCAGUGUUCCAGAGAACCAUUUGUUGGUAGCAAUUCUAAGGAUCAAAGUUCUUCAGGUGAUAGUUUUGCAUCCCAUAUGCAUGGGUUAAAUCCCAAUUUACCUGUCAAGGAGCAGAGAUGCGGUGGAGCCUAUGAGGAGGUUGUGAUGAUGCCUGAGAACCUAAUAGCUACCGAAAAACAUUUUUUUCCCAUGAAUUUUGGUCCUGUACCAGACGAGGGUCGACUUGGGUCAGAAGUCCCUAAUCUUGAGCUUGCUUUAGGGCGGCCAAAACAGGGAAGACUGGCUCUGUUUGGGCAGACAAUCUGUGAGAAAAAUAAUGACAGGCUUCUAGAACCACUGACAAAAAAGAAAGAAGAUGACGAAAAUGGGGACACUGCAGCUUCUCUUGCACUUUCUCUUGCUUUCCCCGUCUCUGAAAAGGAUCAGAUUGUGAGACCUGUUUCUAGGACAGAACAGCUUUUGCCUGAAAGGCACCAACUGAACACUUCGUGGCUUCUCUUUGGUAGCUUUCCUGAUACUUAGAGAUCUUGCAAGCAGACUGUAAAUUAUGACCCCACUUCGGUGCUCCCAGUAUAUACCAGGAUCAGCAAGGUCCAAAGUUGAUCUUUGGGAUCAAUCAGUGAACCCCCACACAUCUGUUCAUAGCAUCACAAAAGUCCUGUAUUAUUUUUUUUCUUCCUUUACUUGUACUUUGGUUUCGGCUGUAUGUAUAUAAAGAGAAUGAAAGCCAGCCAAGUCUCUAAACGCCAGGCGGGGCAUUGCAAACGGAUGUCUGUAAGUUGGGAUUCCUCUUUUUUCGCUUAUUCCUUAUCCUGCCCCACUAGUUUACAAUCAAGAAUAUAAACAUUCUCCAGAUGCUGAA